CGCUCCCUUCGCAAAUGCAACUUCCACUUCCCUCGUCGCCCAGCCUCCCCGAUCGAUCAAUCCUUGGUGGUUCGCCAUGGCCACUCCGGUCCGGCCUGCCGCGGCUGCUCCUGCUCGUCGUCCUCCGCAGCCACUGCCGCUGCCGGCGGCGCCCCACCACGACACGAUGCUCACGCUGUCUCUCGCGCUUCCGCUUCCGCUUCCGCCUCCCGUGUUCGUCGUCCGCGCGCUCUCCCCCGACGGCGGCGGCGUCGCUCGGGUGCGGUCGUCGCCCACGGGGGACGACACGCCGCCGUGCACCGAGUGCGGCAAGCGGUUCCCGUCGUGGAAGGCGCUGUUCGGCCACAUGCGGUGCCACCCGGAGCGUCAGUGGCGCGGGAUGACGCCACCGCACUUCCGCCAACACCGGACCGUCGUGGCCGCCGCGGACCUGCAGUUCACCGAGCAGGAGCGCGAGACCGCCACGAGCCUGCUCAUGCUCGGCGGCGGACGCCCCGCCGGCGCUGGCAAGGGCAAGAAGAGUGUCCUUGGCGCCUCGCCUAGCGCCAAGAAGGUGACCUGCGGCGCCAGCAAGUCGGCUUCUUCGCCGCCGCCCACCGUUCCAAGGUGUGACGACGACCACAAGUGUAGCGUCUGCGCUCGGGGGUUCGCGACCGGGCAGGCUCUCGGCGGGCACAAACGGUGCCACUGGGAGAGGACGACGGCAUGCGCGGAGGGGACGACGACGGUGGCUGCGAUCGCAACACCUGGCGCCUGCAGCCCGUCGGCAACGUCGUCGUCACAAGCGGCGCCGGCCACCACGCUGGACCUCAACCUGCCGCCGCCAUUGCCACAAAAGAGCGAUGGAUAUGGCAGCUUGGACGCGACGUUAGAUCUGAAGCUUGGGAUAUAGAGAGCUAGCUUUGCUGGCUAGCUAGGUUCGUCUUUGUCUGUGUCUUCUCUUGACACCCUGAUUCAGGAAAAAUCAGCAAGUUUUUCUGAUCUAUCUGAAUCGGCGGCUUGUUUUAUCUGG
Zea mays is the source of this 1012-nucleotide messenger RNA. Its product is annotated as zinc finger protein ZAT3. The record is from RefSeq and is a predicted model, not a curated record. NCBI's taxonomy places the organism in Eukaryota, Viridiplantae, Streptophyta, Magnoliopsida, Poales, Poaceae. The transcript has a single exon. The coding region runs from base 77 to 892 and encodes 271 amino acids.